UUUUGGACAAUUAUCUCCAGACAAGCAAGGGCGGAGGACUGAAACUGAAAGGAAAUGGGGGAAAAACUGGACGAUGAAGACGAAAUCUUGAAGCAAGUAUUUGGCGAUUCUUCGGAUGACGAAGAUUUCGAAGAUCAAACCUUAAUGAAUGAUGGAUCAUAUGAAGUGGGUCACAUUCAUCAAUGGGAGCAGGUCAAGGAAAUCAAAGGCUUGUGGCUCUGCAAAAUCUUCCUCUCUCCCCAACAACAAUCAUCGCUUCUCUCCGCAAUCCGAAAUGAAGGGUGGUUCAUGGAAGCCUCUCAAAAUCAGGCCAUGAGGUUUGGAAACCUUCCAACAUGGGCUGUUGAACUUUCAGAUUUUGUUUAUGAGGCAGUGCUUUCAAGUAACCACAUGACAGAUACUUUGACUGUGGAUCGCUAUAAUGGAGAUAAGAUUGAUUGUCCUCUUCCAUCACAUAUUUUGUGGAGAGAACCACUCUUUGAUCAAAUGAUAGCUAAUGUGUAUCAACCAGGUGAGGGAAUCUGUGCACAUGUCGACCUUAUGCGUUUCGAAGAUGGAAUUGCCAUUGUCUCCCUCGAGUCACCAUGCGUGAUGCAUUUUACCCGAGUUGAUGAAACUUCGUGUGAUCCUUCAAUCAAGGGAGAAGUCGAUUUAUCAGCAACAAAGGUGCCCGUGUAUCUAAACCCAGGUUCUCUUGUUAUAUUGUGGGGUGAAGCCCGCUACCUCUGGAAGCAUGAAAUAAAUCGUAAGCCUGGGUUUCAAAUAUGGGAAGGCCAGGAACUUACUCAGGGGAGGCGAACUUCUAUUACACUGAGAAAGCUCUGUCAUGUUGAAUAGGAAGUUCACAGAUUGGAGAUGCAUUUUGUUCCAUGUUCAUGCUUUGUCGUGUUCAACUGAAUGAACCAUUCGCUAUUAUUUGGCUAGAAUAUCUUCAAGUCACUGUUCUUGAUCUUGAAAAGGAGAAAUUAGACAAGGAUGCAGAUAUUUCUAUACAUGGAAUAGUUCCAUGAUUGAUAAAAGAAUAUGAAGGUCCAACCUGUUGAAUAAGAAUCUGACUUCAAUAUAAGCAACUUGGUUCCAUCUCCCCAGAGAGGAGGGGAAAAAUUCAAGGAGAUAAGGGAGUGGAGGGUAAAGAGAGCUGAAGAAAAAAGAGAAGGAUGGUAAAGAGAAUCAAGAACAUCUAUUAACUGUUGGGUUUAGGUAAUGUUGAAUUAUAGUUUUAGUUUCUAGACUUCUAUAUAGUUUUGUGUUUUUAAAAAGUUUUACCAAUGCUCAUAAGUUUGUAAUUUCAGUUUUAUUAAGUUCUUACUUUCUUAUUAUCAAUAUCAUUAUUAAAUGUUGAGGGAGUGUUUCAUUUGAAA
Molecule: messenger RNA, 1361 nt
Organism: Benincasa hispida (wax gourd)
Lineage: Eukaryota; Viridiplantae; Streptophyta; Magnoliopsida; Cucurbitales; Cucurbitaceae
Product: 2-oxoglutarate (2OG) and Fe(II)-dependent oxygenase superfamily protein
Biological process (GO): fatty acid metabolic process; DNA damage response
Cellular component (GO): mitochondrial matrix
Source: RefSeq, a predicted model, not a curated record